Larimichthys crocea (large yellow croaker) is the source of this 495-nucleotide messenger RNA. Its product is annotated as phosphatidylinositol 4-kinase beta-like. The annotation marks the transcript as partial. The record is from RefSeq and is a predicted model, not a curated record. The transcript has 3 exons. Lineage: Eukaryota; Metazoa; Chordata; Actinopteri; Sciaenidae.
CCGCGUUGACCUCUGACCCGCUCAGGCUCCGUACCUGAUCUACGUGGAGGUUCUGGAGUGUGAGAACUUUGAGACGUCGAGCGUUCCGAUCCGGAUCCCGGAGAACCGGAUCAGGAGCACACGUUCUGUGGAGAACCUGCCGGACUGCGGCAUGACGGCGGAGCAGCGAGCCGGCAGCUUCUCCACCGUCCCCAACUACGACAACGACGACGAGGCGUGGUCUGUGGACGACAUCGGAGAGCUGCAGGUGGAGCUUCCAGAGAUUCACACCAACAGCUGCGACAACAUCAGCCAGUUCUCCGUGGACAGCAUCACCAGCCUGGAGAGCAAAGAGCCGGUCUUCAUCGCGGCCGGAGACAUCAGGCGGCGUCUGUCCGAGCAGCUCGCUCAGGCUCCCACCACCUUCAAACGGGACCCGGAGGACCCGUCAGCUGUGGCCCUGAAGGAACCGUGGGAGGAGAAGGUCCGGUACGUGGUGUGUGUGUGUGUGUGUGU